This is a messenger RNA of Camelina sativa (false flax), 1419 nucleotides long. The record is from RefSeq and is a predicted model, not a curated record. Lineage: Eukaryota; Viridiplantae; Streptophyta; Magnoliopsida; Brassicales; Brassicaceae.
AUGAAACGCAGGAACAAUGAGAAGGACCGGUUGCGCAGCAUCGCAAGUAAGACAAAUCCGAUCCCUUUUGUUCUAAAGAUUGUUUCAGUAACUGUCAAGUUUCUGAAGACCCACCAAAAGAAACAACUUUGCCGAGUCGAAUCUACAAGCCUGAGUUUGGAACGCGAUGAGAGAGAUAGUAACAAGUACGAUGAGAAAGACACAAGCUUAAGUAAGGUAGCUUCGAUUCCUUUUCAAUCCAAGGAGCGAGAUUGUAACACUGAGAAAGGCACAAGCUUGAGUAAGUUAGAUUCGAUUCCUCUUGACCUAGAGAUUGAGAUACUGGCUAGACUGCCCGCAAAGUCUCUAGUGAAGUUCCAAUGCGUGUCAAAGAUUUGGUCUUCCAUCAUCAGAAGCCAGAGUUUCGUCGAUUCCUUCUUCUCCAUGUCCUCCUCUAGGACGCAGUCGCGGUUUUUAAUCUCUUUCAGUAAAGGUGCACUCCCCAAGAUUGGUGACAAUCUCAUGUUCAUCUCUUCGGCUUCCUACGACAGAGAGGAAGCUUCUUGUUUGAUAACCAAUGUCGAUCUGAUACUACCUUUUGAUAGUUACUUGGAUAGAUGCUGCAACUGUUCUUCCGUCCAUGGCUUAAUCGGGUGUGCUAAGAGUGGUCCAUUCAUUGUCUGUAACCCUAGCACAGGCAAAGUCACUAUCUUACCCUAUAGCGGAUCACACACAUCCUUGGGAUACGAUCCUGUUGGUGAUCAAUUCAAAGCAUUGAUCUUGUUGUCUCAUCCUCACCUUAACCAUGAUUUUCUAGUGCACGAGGUUUUAACUCUAGGAGGAGACUCUUCUUCGUGGACACGCAGUAAGGUUACCUCCCCUCCUUAUUACACUGUAACUAAAACAAUAAGCAUCAACGGUUUCGUGUUUUUUGGUGCUUGGACCCCCACCCGAGAUAAGAAUCCGGUGAUUGUGUGUUUUGACGUUAGACAUGAGAGCAUUAGUUUUAUCAAAGCGCCUGUGGAUGUUGUGUAUUGGGAGGGUGAAUCAAUAUUGAUAGACUACAAAGGGAAGUUAGCUGCCAUUACAAGACACCCCUACCAUCAUUUUAGCAGUUUUAAUUUCUGGAUACUAGAGGAUAUGCAGAAACAUGAUUGGUCCAAGCAAACGUUUACGCUUCCCUUCUCUUUGGGGUUGGGUACGAACAUGAUUUCCUCGGGAAUCAACAAAGCUGGUGAAAUCAUUUUUGCUUCAAGACGUCUGUCGCGUGAUGUUCAACCCUUCUACAUUUUCUACUACAAUGUUGAAAGAAAGGACAUCAGAAAAGUUAUCCUCAAAGGAAUAGCAGACGAUGGACAGUUUAGGCGUCGAUAUGGAUUUGGAGAUGAAGUUUGCGUCUACAUCUCGCCAGAACAUGUUGAAAGUAUUGCCUCUUUAUAA